Molecule: messenger RNA, 377 nt
Organism: Phlebotomus papatasi
Lineage: Eukaryota; Metazoa; Arthropoda; Insecta; Diptera; Psychodidae
Exons: 2
Coding region: 33-377 (114 amino acids)
Source: RefSeq, a predicted model, not a curated record
CAGUAUUGAAGUGAUAACAGUGCUCGCGCAAGAUGAUUGCACAGUCCCACCUUCUCCUGCUUCUUCUGCCCUUGAUCGCGGCGAGAUCCAUGGAGGAGGGAUCAGACACGGACAUCGAGGGAAGAGUUAAGAAAUACAGCUAUUACUACAUCAGUCGCAAAUUGUACUACAUUCCCCUUUUCUUUGUUGUUUACUGGGCAUUUUAUGUCUUCUGGCUGAUAGUACAGUCCAUUGCGAGACACAAGGUCGAAAUACCACUUCACUGGGAUCCUCCAAAACGCCAGAAACGCACCAUUGAUGCCUUGAAAGUGUCUGUGAUGGAUCAAAUAGAAAGAUUCCGGCAAAAGUUCCUUUCUCAAGAAGCUAAUACAAGAUAA